Molecule: messenger RNA, 1034 nt
Organism: Acipenser ruthenus (sterlet)
Lineage: Eukaryota; Metazoa; Chordata; Actinopteri; Acipenseriformes; Acipenseridae
Product: rho GDP-dissociation inhibitor 2-like
Exons: 6
Coding region: 350-1021 (223 amino acids)
Biological process (GO): Rho protein signal transduction
Cellular component (GO): cytoplasm; membrane; cytosol
Molecular function (GO): protein binding; Rho GDP-dissociation inhibitor activity
Source: RefSeq, a predicted model, not a curated record
AGCAUAGCACUGAGGCGGGGGGUUUGGUACCUGCUUGCAAAUCGAUAGCGUCUGCAGACAGGAAUACGAUUCUUACAUCACUGCUUCUCAUUGCAGGAGCAGCUUAGCAUGUAGCAGCCGUCCAGCAGCGUGGAUUACUAAGAGAUCAUUGGUUUCUGCACACCUCUCUAGUUUAAUGGAACCGGCAAGGAUUUGGAGCUGAUCAUCAUCUUCUACUUCUUCUUUCUUUAUUUUCUUUUUUUUCUCUCUUUUUAAAGCUGUUUCUUGAAUUUUUCUGUAUCUUCUGGAGGGGGGGUGAUUAUUAUAUUUUUUUGGGGUGGUGGUGGUCGAGAAGGCUUUGGGAGACGCGAUGCUGGGCUUGGACGUGUGCGAGUUUGGGGGGCAGCUGCUGGAGUUAAUGUGGCUGACCGUGUGCUACCGAGGCAUCAUGGCAGAUAAAGAAGCAGAGAAACCUAUCGGGGAGGAAGAGGAGACUGACCUCAACUACCAGCCUCCUGCCCAGAAGUCUCUGCAGGAGAUCCAGGAGCUGGACAAGGAGGACGAGAGUUUGAACAAGUACAAGCAGGCUCUGCUGGGGGCUGGGCCCGUCAUCGCAGAUCCCUCCGUGCCCAAUGUUCAAGUCACGAGGCUAACGCUGGUGUGCGACAAGGCUCCUGCGCCCAUCACAAUGGACCUGACAGGUGAUCUGGAAGCCCUGAAGAAGCAGAAUUUCGUGCUGAUGGAAGGAGUCGACUACAAAGUUAAAAUCCAUUUUAAGGUGAACAAGGAGAUUGUCUCUGGCUUGAAGUAUGUGCAUCAUACCUACAGGAAAGGUAUUCGAGUGGACAAGGCGGUCUACAUGGUGGGCAGCUAUGGGCCGCGCGUCGAGGAGCAUGAGUUCAUGACCCCCGUGGAGGAGGCGCCCAAAGGCAUGCUGGUCCGCGGAGGCUACCACAUCAAGUCCUACUUCACUGACGAUGACAAGACCGACCACCUCUCCUGGGAGUGGAACCUCAACAUAAAGAAAGAGUGGACCGAUUAGAGAGACCAGGGGG